UCUCUCGCUCGCUCGCUCACUCUCAGAUCCUCCUCUGCCUCUCUCUCCCCCUCGCCCGGCGUCGGCAGCAGCUGCUGCACGCCAGACAGGAGAGCGGCAUCCCUUUGCGAUGACACUGUCUCAGUCCUGGGACAGCGAGGUACAAACAAACAAAUAAUUAAGAAGCCCUGCAUUCAGACUGGAUGGCAGUAUCGGAUAAAGAGAACAUGAGGAAGACCUGAGCUCAGGGAUUUUUUUUUCUUAUUCCUCUCCUCCUUCUCGCUCUCCUAAUUUCUCUCUUUACUGUCUGUCUCUAGCACCGUCCCUUCCCCCUUCCUGCUUCUCUUGCUCCCUCACGCUGCGUUCUCCCUCCCUCCCUCUCUCUCUUUCUCUCCCUCUCCCUCGUUUUCUCAGUGGCGGAAUGUAGCGGAGGACUGAGCGCACACUCGUUCGCUCCGUGCUGCAUGAACAGCAGUGGGACAUGGCUCGGAUGCUGCUCAAGCAGGAGAACGGAUUUAUCCUCCCUAUGGAUUUGAUCGCACGCUAAACGCUGACCUUUGCUGGCUUUGCGGACUUCACCUCUGCUCGCUCUGCCGAAUUUGUUCGUCUGCUUCAUCCUUGAGGAAAAGAUUUGGGUUACUCUUCCUUUUCAUACACAUGGUAUCUGUAGGAGGUUAGCCCUGGGAGAGGGUGCUACGAAUCUCGGCCGCUUGUUGGAUGGUCUGACUCUAUGGGAUAUGCAAAGCUGAGUCAGCGAGUGAUAACAGGAGCUUAACAGGAGUCACGGAAUUAGACAGUGGCCAAGCUGGGAGAAAUGGGAGAAAAAAACUGAGCCCUGCUGGAAACCGGCUACUCGUCUGCAAAUCAUCGAAGGAAUCGUAAAAUUAUAGGAUUGUUUCUGACAGGUCAGAUGCCUAGUCUAAAAGACAGGAUUUGAGGAGUGGUAACACAAGAGUGUGCUGCUGCACCGAGCUCUGCCGAGCGCCUCCUCGCAGACGCAUCCGCUCUCUGCAUUCCUCCCAUCUCGCUCCACCCCUCCGUCCGGCGUCUCCCCUUUUUUCUCUGCCUAUUCCAUUUGUCCUUGGAACCAGAAUCCUUUCCAAGUCCAUCUACUCUUCUGCAUCUCCUGCUUCUGGAACAGGACUAAAAGGAUCGUCCCACGUUGGAUUCUGCCAGCCCUGGUUUUUCGACCUCUGGAAUUCUACUGUGUGUCUGUGUGUGCGCGUGUGCGUGAGCUUGAGUGUGUGUGAUUUGCAUUUGCGGCAUUGAGUGUCUGUGCUUUAAGAAGUGAUGGUUGUUUGUUGUCGGUGAGUAUUUGCAUCUGAGUGAGUGUUCUGCUGGGAUUUCUUGAUUCUUUUUUUCAUCCGAUGUUCAACACCAUGAUCCAUGCUUCUGUGAUCCUCCUGUGCCUGCUGAGUGCCCGACCCUGGGGUUAACCCUCUCUAAACCCGGGGCAGGAUGAGCGACACUUCUGGAGCUGUGACCACCUCAGGGGUGGUGAUCCUGGAGGAACCAGAGGUCGGUGGGGCUUCUGGGGAACGUCAGGGUGGAGAGCGUGCUGGAGCUUUUAGGUGCGCCUUUUGGCCGAGACAGCAGACUUGGCUGUGUGUAGUUCCCCUCCUGAUUGGCUUUGUAGGUCUCGGCCUUAGCCUCAUGCUGCUCAAAUGGAUUGUUGUGGGAUCUGUGCAGGACUAUGUACCCACAGACCUGGUGGAUGCUAAGGGUAUUGGCCAGGAUCCAAUAUUCUUAUCCAAGCCAAGCGCUCUACCCAAGGGCCAAGAUAGCACCACUUCCCCCACCACCACAACCACCACUGUAUCCUCAACCAUCUCUACUAUUACCACAGCAGUGAGGGGCAAAACUCGAACAGCAGCACCUCCUAAUGCCAACCCUAGGGAUGGAGGUUCCUCUGGCAGCCAAGUGACGCAGAAGACCACUACAACAACUGCCUUCACAGGCCGGACAUCCACCUCCACCCCAUCUUCAUCCAAACCAACCGUCCUCAAUGACUCAACCCGUGAGCACUCAACCACAGAGAGGCCGGCAAACACUCCAGCUCGGACCCACGUCAGCCGCAAGACACCGGCCCCGACCCUCCCGCCCUUGAAAUCGGAGCAUUUCAAGCCGUGCCAGGAGAAGGACUUGGCCUAUUGCCUCAACGAUGGCGAGUGUUUUGUCAUCGAGACCUUAAGUGGCCCUCACAAGCACUGCAGGUGUAAAGAAGGCUUCCAGGGCAUCCGCUGUGACCAGUUCCUGCCCAAAACAGACUCCAUUCUGUCUGAUCCAACAGAUCAUUUGGGCAUCGAGUUCAUGGAGAGCGAAGAGGUUUACAAGAGACAAGUGCUGUCAAUCACAUCCAUCGCCAUGGGGAUCAGCUUCCUGGGCACACUCUGCAUGGCUCUGUACUGCCGGAACAAGAGACGUCGGGAAAAGCUCCAGGCCCACCUGAAAGAGAGCCGCGGCCUGAAAAACUACAGCGUCAGCCAACCGUGCAAGACUCACCCCGGUCUCCAGCUGCACAGCUACUGCAAAAGCACAAGAUCUCCGCUACACGGAGGCGCCGUCCAUGAGGCUGGUUUUUCCCAGAGUUCUGCAAUGGUUUCUUCCUAUACGAGGGGUUUACCGACAACUCGACAUCACAGGAGCAGCUCGGUCUCGAGCAACGUCGAUCCAAAGAACCGGGCGGCCCUACGCCUGUCGUCACGCAAGACUCCACCCAUAACUGGAGGAAGACUUAAUCCCAUUACAGGACUGAAGGAUUCUGGACCCGCCUACCAGCACCUGCAGGAAACAGAAGGAACUGAAAGGGAUGGAGAACCAGCAAGAAUGAAUAUGAUGAAGCCUGAUUGCACCCUGCACCGGGAUACGUUCCAAGCCUCCCAACCCUCUCAACCAUGGGCGCCCGCCAGGAACCCUAGCUCCAUCUCACCAGGAAAGAGAUCCCCUGCUCCAUAUCGGAUCCCAAUCAUACCAUCUGUCCACUCGCAUCAAGACGAGACCUCGUGUAUGCAGACGACUUCUGCAGAUGGAAUGCACCAGAGUUUACCACGUCAAGGGGGUACAGGGGGUAACCCGGUUGCCAAUCCUCUUUGUGACAGGGUGGGGGAAAAGCGGAAUGAAGGCUUCCGUGUGCCAGAGGAGCCCCGGGAAAAGCUCGAAACCAACACCAACAUGAAGCAGGAUGACAUCGUGUUCUCUAAUCCUCAUGCGGCGAAAGAGACUGUUUGUAUUCUUCUCCCCAACGGAGCUGUUAACGGAGGCACAGCUCCUAGUGGACCAACAGAAACUCAUUUAGUGUAUCCCAGAGAUAUUCACAAGGACUCUACCCAACCUAGACAAUGAGAGGUUCUUUGUCACACCUUGUGUCUUGAGAACAAGGCUGCAGAGUGUUUCUGCCAAAAAUCAAUGAAUGGGAGUCUAUGGAAUACCGAAAACCAAUUAACUCUCAGCGCUGAUGGUUUGAGAUAGUAAUUCUUUUCUUUUUUUUUUUCUUUUUUUUUUUAAGAGCGACAGUCUAAAAACUCAGAAAAAAAAGUAAAAAAGAUUACUAAACUAAAAACUAUUUAUAUGCAUUUAUUAAAAUGAGAAACUUAGAAAAAAAAAGAAACCAAAUAGUCUGUCAUCUCUAUGGUGUUUUUAAUUGUAUAAAAUAUAUAUAUAUAGAUAUCUAUAUAUAAAUGGCUAUAAAUAUAUCUGAAUGAAAAUGGUGGUCACCAAGUGCACAAAAAAAAAAAGACAAGGAAAAUGGGAAUGAUACGAUAUUUUUUGUUCAUUUUUUCGCAUUUUGUACCACCACCACCACCACCGCCGACACAUCGUGCAGUCUCGGUCUGUUUCGUUUCCUGCAUUCUCCCAAAUGUUUUAAGAAUUCUGUGUAUUAGCAAAAAGACUGCAGCUGAAACGACUUAACGUUUCCAAGCUUCCCUGCCAAGGAACAUCUCAUUCUACCUUGGAACUGGUGCACCAUUUUUCAAAUAUGGACACGAUUUACAAAGGAACUGAAUUGAAAUAGCGUUACAGCACGACUUGACGCAGUGGGUAUCUCACCGUUGAAUACUGCCCCAAGAUUUCACUCGGUUUAUGGAAGUGUAUCCUGUCCAAGUUAUUUUUUUGUACUUUGGUGUUUCUCUCCUUUAUUUGAUUUAUUUUUUUUUUGUUCUCCUCACUUGUCAGAUAGGGUCAUGGUUUAAAUAGGACCAGCUCAAGUCCUUUGACAGACUUCACCUCAUCCAUCUGGAGCUCAGACUAUGGGCAAAGAAAUGAAGUUCCAACCCCUGAACCGAGGACCUUCUGUGUUUUUUUUUUUUUUUUCCCUUUUCUUUUCUUUUCAGUUUGUUUCUGGUGAAUUAUCUGCUGCUUUCUUGGGGGAGGGUAAAAAAAAAAAUUAUGAAGAUGUCUGUGUGGUACUUUCGGAUCAGGAUGAAUGCUUUCUGUUUGAAUUUACAACCAAACGUGGGGAAAAAAAUAACAAUGAAUCUUUUGGUGAAAAUAUUUCUCUGUCUUUUUUUCCCCCCCUGACUGUGAUUUCUUCUUUCUUCAUGCAUGUUCACACUAUGGGGUUCACCUCCUGGGAAUUGUGGGGUUUUUUUUCACUCAGGAUGAGUCACAUGUCAGAUGGUGACAAUGAAAAUCGUGACAGAAUUCACUGAGAUCUUAACACUGCACAGCGGGUUUAUAAUUAAAGUCUUUCAAACACAACAGUUACAAAGCAAAUUAAAAUGUCACAGGAUGAUAGAAAAAAAAGGGUAGAAUCAACAGGUAAG
Molecule: messenger RNA, 4742 nt
Organism: Tachysurus fulvidraco (yellow catfish)
Lineage: Eukaryota; Metazoa; Chordata; Actinopteri; Siluriformes; Bagridae
Product: pro-neuregulin-3, membrane-bound isoform
Exons: 9
Coding region: 1438-3321 (627 amino acids)
Biological process (GO): animal organ development; intracellular signal transduction; nervous system development
Molecular function (GO): chemorepellent activity
Source: RefSeq, a predicted model, not a curated record